Moesziomyces aphidis is the source of this 5610-nucleotide messenger RNA. NCBI's taxonomy places the organism in Eukaryota, Fungi, Basidiomycota, Ustilaginomycetes, Ustilaginales, Ustilaginaceae. The record is from the annotation of a GenBank genome assembly.
AUGAUGGCGUCGUCCAAUGCGGCAGGUCAACUCGCCCGCAAGGCGCUCAUGGAAGAUGCUCGUCAAGAGGAAGCCAUCACCGUCAAUCAGCGCGCCCUUAUAGACAAGAUCCUCGCUAGAUACGCCGCAGAGUUCACCGUCUUCCGCGAGCUCCUCCAGAACGCAGACGAUGCAGGCGCCACCCACUGCGAGCUCCGAUUCGAGUCGCAGCGCUCGUCUCCCUCGUCCACCGCAUCACAGCAGCCUUCAUCCUCGACGUCGUCAUCCAACCUGCUACCCGACUUCAAGGCCACCCUCUCCAACUGGGUCUUCCGCAACGACGGCAAACCCUUUGGCAACGAUGACUGGUCCCGCCUUCGCAGGAUCGCGGAAGGAAAUCCAGACCCAGACCGCAUCGGCGCUUUCGGCGUCGGCUUCUACUCCCUCUUCAGCAUCUGCGAGGAACCCAUCGUAUCGUCAGCAGACGAGCUCAUGGGCUUCUUCUGGAAAGGCGACUCGCUCUUCACAAAGCGCGCAACCAAUACCGAUCGCCAGAACGCGCCCUCCGGAAGACCAUGGACCACCUUCUUCAUGGCCCUCCGCGAGCCUGCCCCCUUUCCCGAUUCGCCCAUGGCGCUCGCCAAGUUCCUCGCCACCUCCCUCACCUUUACCACCCAGAUCAAGUCCAUCUCCCUAUACUGGGACGAUCAUCUGCUCUGCAAACUCACCAAGAAGCUCGCUUUGCCCAAGCCCAUGGUGAUGCCGUCCCAUCUCAACGCCAAUAGCCCGGGUCGCACCAUGCGCGUCCGCGACCUCGAAUCGACGGCAGUCCAGAUCGACGUUCAGGCCCUUCGGCUCGUCAUCGACGCUUUUGAAAGGGAGAAGCCAAAACCAAAGCUGUCGCUCACAUCCGCUCUGGGCAAGUCGAGCGGCGGCGGUCUUACCUCGAUGCUCCAAAGCGCCUUCGGCUUUGGCUCCAGCUCAUCCAAGGAAAAGGAAAAGGAGCGCGAACUGCAGGCGCGCAGGGAAGCCGAGCAGGCUGCCGCCAACGACAAGGCCAAGCUCGACACCACAGCAGCCCUACUCACCUCGGUCUCGGCUUCAAUUCACCUGCGCAUUGCCACCGCCAACGUCGCCGUCUCUGCCGACAAGGCUUUCCAGAAGGAGAUCGAGCGCAGCACAAAGAAGCCUCCGCCCAAAGUCACUGCCUUCCAUCUCAUCUUCACCGGUAAAGAAGAGUACGACGCCAGCUUCCCUCAAGACGCCGAAGAUGCCGACAACUCGCUCUCCGCAUCCUCUUCUGCAGCUGCGCUUGACAAAGGCGCUCGUCAGAUCUUCUCCGGCCUCAUGCCUCGUCUCGAGGACCAAGGCCACGCUUUCAUCGGCUUCCGCACCCAUCAGACCACCGGCUUCAGCGGUCACAUCGCCGCACGCUUCAUCCCCACCGUAGAGCGCGAGUCGCUCGACUUUGUCGACCGCUACUGCGCCCAGUGGAACUCCGAGCUGCUCUCCAUGGGCGGCUACGUCGCACGCGCCGUCUAUGAGAACGAACUCGGCGACAUCGGACGUCUGUGGACCAACACCUUUGGCGACAAGCGUCCCACCACCGACGACGAUCAAGCGCUGGCCAAGGCACUCAAGGAUCGCGCUUUGCAUCUUAUGCGCUUCUUCACCAUGCGCACCUCGUCGCCGUCCUCGCGGGUCUCGUCUCUCUUCCUCACCUCCUUCUUCGGAGCAGCGCGCCAGAACACCAUCUCGCUCAUGUCCACCCGCGGCGUCAAGCACUCGGCUGCAGUCCGCAUGCCCAACACCCUCCUCUCCGACUUCAUCAAGGACCUCGCCGUCAUCCCUCCCAAUCACACGGAGGACGCGCCCGACUUUGUUCGUGAGGUUCGCUCGCGUAAUCUGGUGCAAGACAUUACCAUGGACGACGUCUUUUCGGAGCUGUCCUCACGCGCCCUCACCACCGCCGAGAUGGUCGCAUGUCUCCGAUGGUGGACUAGCGUCGCGGCGCAUCCCUCGUACGACGUCAGCCUGCGCUCCAAGCUCCUCAACAGCGCCAUGCUAACCAUCGCGGACCCCAAAGACGCUGCCGUGCCAGAAAAGAUCCAGCCACUGAGCAUCGUGCGCUUCUACCUCAACACCUCCCGCCUCCCCACCGACGUGCCUCUACCAGACUCGUGCCUGUCGUACGACGUAUCCAAGUCCUUCACCUCCAACGAGCUUGCUCGCGUGUUCGGCUGGUCCGAGCUCACCGUCGCUGCGUGGCUCAAGAAUCUCGUCCAGAUCAGCGUCCAGGCACGCCGCUCCGGCUCUUCCGCCAUCAGCGAGACGGACCUGCAAACGUCGCCCGCCUUUGCUGAAAAGGUCCUCCUGACCCUCUCGAGGGCGUGGUUUGCACUGCCUUCGGCGCAGCACGACGACAUUCAGCAGAUCCUGGCCGAAACCACAUGCAUCCCGACGCGUUCGCAGAUGCAAAAGCCCGGCGACGCCUACUUCGCCAACGUGUCGCUCUUCUCGGACCUGCCCAUCAUCGAGCUCCCCAGCGGCGCACAGGUCAAGGGCAACCUCGAAAAGGUGCUGAUCGCGCUGGGUGUGCGUCGACACGUCGAGUUGCAGAUGAUCUUCACCCGUCUCGUGGCGGAUGGCGGCUGGUCGCACGUCGACCUGCUUGCCUAUCUCGCCUCGAUCAAGGACUCGCUGUCGGAGCUCGAGAAGGACAGGCUUAAGACGACCGCCAUCUUUCCGAAGCACGGAGAGAUCGGCCCACUCAAAGAGGACGGCACGCCAAGGAUCAUACGCCAUCGCGCUCGCGACCUGUACGAACCCACCGAGGCGCUCAAGGCGCUGCAACUGCCCGUCCUCGACUGGACAAACAAGCCGUGGAGGCCGUUGUCGGACGAGGCGCGCUUCGUCUUCGACCUCGGUCUCCGUCGCUACCCGCCCAUGGAGACGAUUCUCGAAAUCGCUGCAACGAAUCAGGACGCGGCAGUGCGUUCCAAGGCUCUCGCCUUCUUCCUCGAAAAGUUCCAUGCACACUACAUCAACCAGUACACCAUCUUCCGCGCCGAAAAGUACGCCUUUGUGCCGGCACGCCUUCCCAACGAGAACAAGCUGGUGCUUCGCAAACCCACCGAGGUGUUCACCAACGCCGAGGCCGCCGUCAUGGGCUUCGCCGUUGCCGGGUCCGAGAUCAAUCUGGCCGACCUGCCCAAGCUCGGCCUGCGCUCGAAUCCCACCGCGACGCAGCUCAUUGCGAGACUCGUCAACUCGCCUACCCGAGGUGAGGCUCUGGCGCGCAAGAUCUUCGAGUAUCUCGCCACCGUCAACGAAUUCAGUCUCAACGACUUCAACCAGCUGCGCGGGGCCGAGUUCAUCCCUGUGCGCCGCACGAAGCGCGUCGAGGCGAGCUCUGACUCCGCGACCGGCGCUCCCCCCGCCGACAUCAUGCUGGUGGCGCCGAUGAACUGCUACUUUGGCGGCUCCACGUCAGACCUUCAGUUCCGGGACGUCUUUUUUUACUGCGACUUUGGCUCGGUCGCAGGAGCGUUCCUCAAGAAUUGCGGCGUGCGCAACGAGCCGAGCAUUGAAGAGGUGACCGAGCGCUUGGUCAGCGAGCCUCAGCGGUUCUACCAGCUGGCAGGGAGUGCAGACGCCUACCUCGGCAUCCUGCGUCAGAUUGCUACCAACUGGGACCGGAUCCGCAGCCCUUUGCGAAAGCAGAUGGCGCGCUCGCCCUUUCUGCUCGGCUCGAAGCGCAUUCAGGAGGGCAAAGCGGACAGCGGCGCGCAAAAGACGGUCAACUUGAUGGAUGCGGAUGAUGACGAACAGGACGAGGAGGCCGAUGAUGCGGGUACGCUCGUGUAUGCGCUCAAGAAGCCGGCGGACGUGGUGAUCGUCGACGACGCCAACUCGCACAUGCUCUUCGCAUCGUCGCUCUUCUACGCACCGCACGAAGAUCUGCUGCAAGAGGGGCUGUACUCCAAGCUCGGCUCGCCACGACUGAGCUCGCUGGUGGAAGAAAGGUACUUGGUCGAGGGUCGCGUGGUGCGCGACACGCAGCGUGCGCGCGAGAUCAAGGCGCUCGUCUUGGAGAGGACGCCGUUGUUCCUGUUCGAAAAGCGACAGACAUCGCGAUCCGAGAUUCGCAAGGACGGCGAGUGGCUCAAGAGCGCACUCGAGGUGGAAGAGAUCGACGGUGCCGGGCUGCGCCAGGUGCGCACGUUGCGCUACGACCGCGUGCACGAGCAGAACGUGCAGAAGUGCACCGCGACAGCGUCGAUGCGCGGCUCGAAGCUCGUGUUGCACCUGUCGUCGUCGAUGGAGGUCGACUUUUUCGAGGUGGCCAACUCGCUGAGCAAGUAUCUGUUGACCAAGCAGCGGCUGCAGGAGGUGCUGCUGUACAUGACGUUGCUGUCGACGUCGCUGCGCAAUCUCAAACGGCGCGGCUUCCAUGUGGACAAGAUCCUGUCGCAGCGCAAGGCGGAGAGGGAAGCGGCGGAGGCGAGGAUGCGCGAAGAGCGGCUCAAGGCGGAAGAGCGCGCGGCCGAGGACAAGGCGACAGAGGACAAGAUGGCGGAUUGGCGAAAGCAGGUGCUGAGCAUCUUUCCGGACGCGGAUCCGCGGUACGUGGACCAGGCACUGCGCAGCCACAGCGAUGCACACGUCGAGAGGACGACGAACGACAUGCUGAGCAGCAACUAUCCACGCAGGAGCAAGGAGACCUCCUCGGUGGUCUCUCCCGCCGCGGCGACCGCCGACGACGAGUCGUAUGGUGCGGGCGAUGUGGCUGCGGGCGGAAAGGGUGGUGCUGGUGCUGGCGGCUUUUUGUCGGGCUUCCGCAACCGAUUCAUGCAGGCUGGAGGCAGGCAGCGCAGCUCGCUCGCCGAGGGCACGAGUUCAAUCACACGACCGGGGCAAGGUGGGCCAGGGGCAUUGUCUGGCGGCGGGCAAUCGAGCGAGGACCGGGCGCUGGGUGGUCUCGCAGCUAGUGGGGGUGGAGGAGCGGCGACGGCGCCCACUCGGGAUGUGACGCCUCUGUCGUCGAUCAACAACAACGUGCUGCAGGCGAUCCGAGCGUCGCGUCCGGACGCCUCGUCUUCGAUCAAGAGCGAAGCUCGGCAUGGACAGAUCAAGGAGGCGGCUGACACGUACUGCGAUGCGACGCCGGAGACGGAUCUGAAGCUGGCGGGCGAGGUGGCGGGGAUGAAAGUGUUCCUGCACCCGUCGCUGGACGCGGCCUCGAUGCUGCAGGCCAACGCUUCGGCGCUGGAGCGGCUGAUCAACCGCGUGUUUUCGCCGGUGGGAAGCAUCUUUGGGCUGGAUCCACGCAGCAUGAACGUCUUUUGCGACACGGAGGGACCCGUGAUCGCGUUCAAUCGGGGCGGGGCGAUCUAUCUCAACUUCCGGUACUAUCUGGCGUGGCACGACGAGCUGGUUCGGCAGGGCAAGAUGGCGGAUGCGCUCGUGUCGACGUACUUUAGCGUGGCGCACGAGAUUGCGCACAACGUGGUGGCGGCGCACAAUGCGGAGCACGAGUACUACUUUAGCGCGAUCGCGGAAAAGUACGUCGUGUCGCUGGUCGAGUACAUCGCCAAGGCAGAGGCGGAUGCGAGGGUGUUGCAGCAGUAA